Molecule: messenger RNA, 585 nt
Organism: Funneliformis caledonium
Lineage: Eukaryota; Fungi; Glomeromycota; Glomeromycetes; Glomerales; Glomeraceae
Source: the annotation of a GenBank genome assembly
GAAAGAGCGUUGGGAUCAUGGCAAUUGUUCAGAAAUGAACACGUGGACUCAUCUAAGUCAAGUAAGACCAAAUACGCCAAUUCGGACUCUCACAAUAUUAAAAGGAACAGCAAAGUAUCCCUGCCAAAAUUGCAGGAUGUCCCGUGUCAACUUUUUAAUCAAUUGAAAGACGAACUUCAUGACUUUACGGAAAAGGAUCAGCGGCUUCUUGAUGCAAGCCUUAGAGGACAUCUUGCUAAAACCUUUGGUAUCACUAAAAUUUUUCCUUUAUAUUUAGACCGUUCUGAAUUUGUGAUGUGGUUUCUAGAUGAAAAUAAAUGCUUGUUUAUGUGGAAUGAAAUGGAGAAUAGUGUGAUAUAUAUGGGAUCCGACUUGGAAGAAGGAAUCAAGAAUUAUCUCAUCCAUCCGGAUAGGUUGUGUUAUGUCAUCGAAUACACUUUUGAGCGGGUACCUGUAAAUGAAGAAGAUCGUCGUUUGGAUGAAGAAAUCAAAAAUAACUUAGAGGAGAUAGGGUUUGAGAAGAUGAUUUUGGAGGCUAAGGCUAAUUUUCUGGUUUCAAAAGGAAAAAAAGCAAGAAAGAAAUAA